CCGGGGUCCGGCGCUGCCUCAGGCCGCGGAUGCGAUGCUGGCCGCUGCGGCUCGGGCGGCGGGCUCGGCGGCCAUGUGACGGGCGACCCGGCGGCUCUCCCCUCUCCCCGCGCUCCCGGCCUCUCCGUCCUCGGACCGGCCGAGCGCUGGGCGAGCCGAGAGGGUAGCGUGAUCUCCGCACGAUUCUGUCAGAUUUUAAGAACAAAUGCACCUUUUAGCUCAUGGAAGAAAAAACACAAAUCAAGGCAUUUUUGGGUUCCAAGUUGCCGAAGUAUGGAACAAAAUCUGUUAGAAGUACACUGCAACCAUUGCCAAAUGGGACACCUGUGAACUUAUUAGGAACAGCCAAGAGUAGUCCUGUUAAAAGCUACAUCAGAAAUAAUGGCUCUGAUUGUCCCUUGUCCCACUCAUUUAACUGGAGAAAAACAAAUAAGUACCAGCUUAGCACACAAAGUACUGAAGAUCCUAAAAAUCCUACCAACACUCAGAGUUCACAAGACAAAUUAAUCGAGCCUGAAAAGCAUGCUCCUACUCAAGGGGUGUUUGAUACAAAUGGGCUAAAGGGAGGGUUGAGAAGUGUUUCUUUACUUUCGUCAAAGUUAGCAAAGCCACCCACUAUGUUUGUGUCAUCUGCAGAGGAGUUGAACCAAAAGUCUUUGUCCGGACCGUCUAAUUUGGGAAAAUUCACCAGAGGCACGUUACUGGGAAGGACUUCGUAUUCUUCAGCCAGUGCUCCAAAAUCCCAGUUGAAUGGGUUUUAUGGAAACCGAUCAGUUGGUACCAUGCAAAGGCCCAGAGCUAACUCUUGUGCCACCAGAAGCAGUUCUGGAGAAAGCCUAGCCCAGUCCCCAGACAAUAUUAAGUCUCUUACUUGUGAAAAAAUGGUAAGGUCACAAAGUUUUUCACAUUCCAUUCAGAAUUCAUUCCUUCCACCCUCAUCUAUAACCAGAUCACAUUCCUUCAAUCGAGCUGUAGAUCUUACAAAGCCUUAUCGGAACCAACAGCUACCCGCUCGAGUGCCUCUGCGGUCAAGUAUGCUAACCAGAAGUUCCCGGCAAUCACAAAUCCUCAACGGCAAUGAACACUUAGGAUAUGGAUUUAAUAGGUCUUACGCUGCUGCUGGGAAGAAGUUGGCUUUACCAAAUGGCCCAAGUGUCACUUCCACUUUGGGUUAUAGAAUGGUUCAUCCCUCUCUACUGAAACCUGGUCGACUUCCGUUUUCCGGGACUAUCACAGUAGAUGGUAAUAAAAAUCCAACUGCUGACACGUGUAUAGAGGAAGAUACUACAGCGUUGGCCAAGGCUGGGGCUACUGAGAAGGACCAAGAACUAAAUGAAAAUCAAAGUUACAGAACAGACAAUGACCAGACUGUGAAACAUGAUGCGAAAAUCAGAUACCUGAGUGACGACGCGGAUGACAUUUCCUUGUCUUCUUUGUCAUCUUCUGAUAAGAAUGAUUUAAGUGAAGACUUGAGUGAUGAUUUCAUUGACCUAGAAGACUCCAACAGAACUAGAAUAACUCCAGAGGAAAUUUCUCUUAAAGAAGAAAAACAGGAAGAUGUACCACCCAAGGAUAGAUUUGAUCCCUCCAAGGAAAAUGAAAAACCCUUCAGUAAAACUGAUGAGUGGAUUGAUAUAAGUGUCUCUGAUAAGAGUGAAUGUACCAAACACACUUCUGGGAGUAACCUGAUUUCACCAGAUGCUGAUUACAGAGCUGGUUCUUCAUUCGAGCUCUCUCCAUCUGACAGCUCUGACGGCACCUACAUGUGGGAUGAGGAGGGCUUGGAGCCCAUCGGAAACGUCCAUCCCGUUGGCAGCUAUGACUCCUCGGAAAUGAACAGCAUAGAUAUUCUGAAUAACCUUGACUCCUGCGACCUCGAGGAUGAUGAUCUCAUGCUUGAUGUGGACCUACCUGAGGAUGCACCGCUGGAAGAUGUGGAGUGUGACAAUAUGAACCGUUUUGACCGAUCAGACAGAAAUAUCCGGCCGCCUCAGGAAGGGUUUUGGAAGAGGCCGCCCCAGCGGUGGAGUGGGCAGGAACAUUACCACCUCAGCCACACCGAGCACUGUCACCAUGCAAAAAGUGACUUGAGCAGAGGCUCUCCCUACAGAGAAUCUCCUUUGGGUCAUUUUGAAAGCUAUGGAGGGACCCCCUUUUUCCAGGCUCAGAAGAUGUUUGUGGACGUCCCAGAAAAUACAGUGAUACUUGAUGAGAUGACCCUGCGGCACAUGGUUCAGGACUGCACUGCUGUGAAAACCCAGUUACUCAAACUGAAACGUCUGCUGCAUCAGCAUGACGGAAGUGGUUCGUUACAUGACAUUCAACUAUCAUCGCCAUCCAGUCCCGAACCAGAAGAUGGUGAUCACAUAUAUAAGAAUGAAGAUUUAUUAAAUGAAAUAAAACAACUUAAAGAAGAAAUAAAGAAAAAAGAUGAAAAAAUCCAACUAUUAGAACAUCAGCUUGCAACUCGCUGUGAGUGCCAGCAGAAGUCUAAGGAGGAGAAAUGCACAUUUGCUGACAAAUACACCCAAACUCCCUGGAGAAGAAUCCCUCCUCAAGUACUACAGCCUUCCAGCAGCCUUCCCAGACCCACAGACCACGCCCAGGGAAAGCUAACAAAGCCACAGCAUCCCGAGGCCCGCAGUGAAAGUGCAACCCGGGGCUCACAUCCGGGCAGCGCAGCUCUGGAUGACACCUGUUCACACAGCGUACAACAGCAAGAAAGCAACUCCGGUGUGGGAGAGCAGCCUUUUCCGUCAAGCCCGCAGUUGGCAGUGGAUGUGGCUAGGAAGACACCUGAAGCAAACUUGAACGUGAUGGUGAAUGCUCAGGAGCCUCAUCAUUCCGCAAAGAAUCAGAUGAAUGACCGGCAAUUGGCACCUACUUCUCUCCAGGCACUUCCUCAGUCAAGUUCAGUAGACCAGGCUAGGAGAGUGGGGCGAGACCCAUCUCCACCAGUGGGCAACCCUCCACAUCUCAAGUCCUUGCAGCUUUUAAAGCCAUCCGUCUUGAAUUCUUUGGCACCUCCUCCAGAUUCGGAACCAUCUCCAAGUAGGACUCCUCCCCCAUCUCAGAAGCCACCAAUAAUCACACCUUGUAAUUCAGCGAAAGUUCAGCCAACAUCUAGUCAAACAAAUCUCGCAGAUAAUCCCAAAGUGUCUAAGCUCCGACCCCCGUCCUACUCUUUCAAACAGAAACAAGUAAGUAUCCCCCGAAUCGAGCCUCAGAACCUGCAGGCCAAGACCAGCAUCCCAAGGCCACUCGCACGACAGAAAGAAAUCCUGCAGAAUCCAAAUGGCAGCUUGCAUUCCGGGGACUGUUUGGCCACCAAUCGAUAUUCUCGUCUUCCUAAACCAAAGAUACAUUAAAUACAGAGCCAUCAUCUGCCACUUUGUGUUUUGAAGCACAGUCUUCUGUAACAGCUUUACAUAUAGUAUACCACCAUGGUGGAGGUUCCAUUGAAAGCCUGCAGCUCUUAAAAAUUAAAAUGUGGAAGUUUCUACUAGCUUGGCUCUUCCAUUUUAUCGCCUGGUUGAAGUACAUACCAUUUGAGCAUCUUGUCUCAGGUAAACACGAGUUCGCUGCCCUAUCCCAGAGGUCCACCAAAGGCUGUAAUCAUGUUCGCCACCCCCUGCACCUCAGCAAUCACAGUCGCCACUUAGCAGGUGGAGGCGUAUGCUUCGGUGAUGGAGUCCUGUCAAGAUCUGUGUUCCUUGUGCUUGUCGGAACCUCACCCCUCCCCACCUUUCUCCUGUGAAUAUGGCUCCCGUUGGAACUAAAGACAUGGUGAUCAUGGAAGAUGGUCGUGUGUAAACAGAGUUCUGGCCAGUGUUUUAUAUAUUUCAAAGGUCUAUGCAAAAGCUUUGUGAUGAAUAAAGGAGAACGGGCUUUUCAUGGAAGUGUAUGUAAGUUUUAUUCUUUGCCUAUUAGGAUCAUCAAGCUAGUUUUACUGCUUAUUCAUUUAGCUAAUUCCCACAGACUGAAACUGGCUCAUGGUAUAUACAAAGCAAUUCUGUGUUGCUUUAACAUCUUGUUUUUCACACACACAGACGUUCUGCCCCACCUCCACUCCUUUGUGUGUUCACAUUGCCUCUUGGGUGAAAUUUGGAGAGUGAACUACAUCCUGAAAUCUCUACCUACAGAUGUAUCCACUUGUAACAUAUGUUAGUAGCGGAGUUUGACUCGGUUUUGAACUCCUCAUGCUUACGGAUUCAUUGUAGUUUUUUUUUUAAGGUUCCACAGUAUGUAUCAUAAAUUAAAUCUAUUAUAAUAUUUAUAUUUAUUGACUGUGCUAAUAUCUGAAGACUGGAAUAAUGGACUUGAAGUAUUUGCACAAAACUUUGAUGAGAGAUAGGGAUUUAAAAUUUAUUUUCUAUAGCAAAACAAGUUAAAAUAUUUUAAUUAUACAUUUAAAUUAUAAAUCUGAGGAAGCUACAAUUCAUAUGUUCUGGAUUUCUCUAGGUUUCCCAUUUUUGGUUGGUAUAUAUUUGACAAUGUCUUAGGGAAUACAUUGGGAAAGGAAAACAGAAUUGGAGAUAGGAGUUGUGUUUUAUUAAAAGGUGUUUCAAAGGCUAUCUGCUUAUUUAUUCGAGUGUGCUAGAGAGGGGAGCUGUGGAACUGCCAGGCAGCCAUGGGUAUGACCCUGUCUGUGCUUUAGGCCACUUCUCAGGCAGUGCACCUGUCUUCCUGUCCCCGCAAAUCACGCCACGAGGAGGCCACUCCUCUGCAGCUGCUUUCAUCAGAGUGAAUCAUUUGCAGGCAGAUUACCUAACCAGGUCAAGUGCUGUUUUGACCCGUGGACCAAAACAUACCAAAAAGAAUUAAACCAAGGUAGUGAGUCAUUCAGAUGUCUAGGGAUUCUGUCUGUCCCUUGCUAAAUAGAGGAAUGGCAGCCAAGUCCAUUAGUGGGAAUUUCUGGGGGAGUGUCUGCUGCAGUCUUAAUUGGAUACAGUCACUUCCUGCCUGUCAGAGCACCCUUCCUUGUGUGAACGUGCCAUUCAGUAGCCAUUCAGUAGAUAGGAGCCUUUGUUGGGCUUGGGCAACAAUGGGUAGCACCAAACCCGCAUCUCGACCUUGCAGGACAGCACUUCUGCAGGUGAGGCCCUGCAGUGCAGCUGGUCCCUCCAGUGCUGCAGAUCCUGGGAGUCAGACAUGGCAGCACCUGCUCCUUUGUCCAUGGAGGGGGCCGUAACAGCUGCAGCUGAAAGUCAGCAUGGUGGUCUUCCACUUUGGUGGAGAAGGAAAACUGAUGCCAAAGUGCAUGUAGCUAUGAUGCUAUCAUCCUCCAUUUCCCCAAAGUAAAAGCCUAGUGAAUUAGUAGACUUUUGGUUGAUUUCAAAAUUGAUAUAGACUCUUGCAAAAAGUUUCAAUACCGAACUUUGUUGUUAACUCCUCAGGCCAAGGGAAAUGUCUUCUUUGUCUGCUGCAUAAACUCCAGGAGUUGAUUUAUCCUGACAUCUUUCUUGCUCUUUAUUUCCCCUCCCUGAAGAACUUGCAGAAAAGUUAAGCCUAUCAGUUUAACUUUUUCUGUACCUUUGGAAGGAGCCUUAGCAGAGGGUAGGCUCAUGAAUGUAAUUAUGAAGAGUAACAUAUCUAAGAGCAAAACAUCCAGACCACCUGUGCAGCACCAUAGUGUUCUGGACUCAGAACACGACUGGACUCUCCUGUUGGUCCUUAUGUGUAUGUGACACAGUGAUCGUGAAGCUGGAAGCUCUGCUGAUUCAGCACUCAGAACUCCUCUGAUUGGCCCUUAUCGAUCUCUCUCUCUCUCUCUCUCUCUCUCUCUCACACACACACACACACACACACACACCCCUUUAUCUACAGGUCAACUCUGCCCCAACUUCCCCUCCACAGGAACGCACACUGCUCACUGUCUCUGUUCCUGUGAGAUGGGGAAGCUGUUGACAUGCAUGAAUUUUUUUCAGUCCUGAGGGAGAAUUCUGAUGGGGUUGGUUGAGUUUCAUGUCUGUGGGAGAGAAAAUCAAUGUGUGCAGAAGCAUGUACCUGGUGGCUAAUGGGAUGCAUGUCAAAUUGUAUAAAGGAAAAGCUUGGCUGAGGAGUUGAUCAAUGUAGUUGCACAUGAUUUUAAGGCAUUAACAAAGGAUUAUAGAGUUAGGUCAUUCAGAAUGUUUGCAAUGACUGGGACCACCUCGGUUUUUGUUUGUUUCUUUUGGAGUCUUGUUGUUGUGCAAUAUUUUCAGGCAUAUAGACUACUGUCUGUGAUAUUUAUAUGAAUACUAGGGAACGUCCUAAGUAAAAAAUCUGCAAAUGAAGGAAAAAUGCCAGAUCUGCACUUUAAAUGAGCUUAAUUGCUUAGAGUCGUGCCUAAAAUAUCAAAUGCCUCCUACCGGGUGAGGUUUGUUGGAAUUACUUCCUCUCUGCUGGUUGCUGUUGGAAGGGAUCAGCACAUCCUUUCACCAGAUUACAUCCCCAACACGUCCUUUUUUUCCCCCAGGAAGGCACUAUUUCCUUUGAACGUUUCAGAGUCCCCUAUGCAUCCGUCCCGUUUGGCUUGGUGUGUCAGCACAUGGUCCCCCUUAGCAGUCACUUCCAAAUGCACACAGGUACACUCUUGGUUCUUGAGCAGAGCUGGCCUACUGGUGGCUGGUCUCUGAGGCCCUAGGGGCAUACCUGGGACUCAGCCAGCAGGUUUGCCAUGAGGUCCAGCAAGGCUGUGACCCCCUUUCGGUUGGCUCUACAUCUUUACUCUGUUGCUGCUGUUGUCUGAGCUCUUUGGGGUUGUUACAUUUGCAUGCUGUGCACACAUUCCAAAAUAAGUUACAGCUGUGGUACAUACAGCUGGUCUUUCUCUUGGGAUGAUGGCCUUGCUGUUUUUUCUUAAUUCUGAUGCUGAUUAUUUUCUGAUGAUUGUUCCACAUUGCCCUUUAUGUUUCCUGCUCUAAUAAUCCAGAAAGACAUAUUUGGAUAAAUGAUUUUGAUGGUGGGCCGUGGACAACAAUCCACAAGUAUGUCACUAAUUUGCUAUAUUUGAACCUUAUUUGGGAAAAGCUACCCAUGUUCCCCCUGGCCAAGCAAUGCCGUAACACUAACAUCCAAAGGAUUUAACAUCUCUUAGUUGUUGCUAACUAAAAACAAAAGUACUAUUUGCCAGUAUUGUUUAUCCCAUUGAUUUUUAAGAUACAUCUGGAGUACAUUCUGUAUAUUAGAACUCGCCUGUACAAUGAAUUAUAAAAACCAGAUGUAAAGUCUCUUUCCUGAAAAUGUUGGCGUAGUAAAUACAAAUAAAGUUCAUAAUUAUAAAA
Molecule: messenger RNA, 7265 nt
Organism: Ochotona curzoniae (black-lipped pika)
Lineage: Eukaryota; Metazoa; Chordata; Mammalia; Lagomorpha; Ochotonidae
Gene: CCSER2
Product: coiled-coil serine rich protein 2
Exons: 10
Coding region: 222-3368 (1048 amino acids)
Biological process (GO): microtubule bundle formation
Cellular component (GO): microtubule cytoskeleton
Molecular function (GO): microtubule binding
Source: RefSeq, a predicted model, not a curated record